AUUCGCGUGUAUGUCAGCUCGACCUUCGUACAGCUCAAGGAAUCGAGAAAUAAAACAAACGUGAAUCUUUCCUUCUCGCUCUCGACACAAAUGAGGAUCUGUGUUGCUGGUAAGUAAACAGAAUAUGAACUUGGCUGGCGGUUAUUUACUCUUGUAGAAAUACAAUUAGGCUGAAUAUGUAAACAUUUAACUGCCAAGUUAAAACUGAUAAGAUUACAGGUAGAAAUACUGUUGUGAGAAAGCCGAUACUUAAUGUUCAAGAAAGCCAAUGCUAGGUGUUGGAAACACCUAACGAAAACGAUAGAACUACUCGAGUAUCUGAACUGCAGUUACAAAAAUACAUAUAAACGACAGUUGUCCAAGAUCACAUUUCGUUAACCGAUAAUUCGGAUUUCAACAGUGUUGAAGGCGGGAAAAGGCUAACGUUCGUUUUCUUUCUCGUUUCCCCGAAGCUGUCCGAAAUGGCGAGUGACUACACGUACACGCGGCGCGGGUGUGAAUAUGUAUACAGAGGGGGAAAUUCUCCAUUGCAUGCGUCCUCAAACUGGCAACUAUACCCGAACGUUGCCGAUUCACUGCUCGAGGGUAUUCGGUUUAACGAACUACCAUUCGUCGUUCGUCUCGUGAAGUGUUGACUUCGUCUCCGUUCUGUGGUGCUUUCUGUUUUCUUUUUUCUUCGCGUGAUUAAACGUUAUAUAUUUUCAUACGUUCCCCAAUCUAGUAUCGAUAGUCAUUCACAAUAGAAAGAUUAAGCAUGGCGGUAACAAGUGGUGCUAUGUAUAAUCCGCGUAACGUCGUUCCAUCGUUCAUGUCGUCGAAUACAUAUUACGGUUACGUGCCGCCUUAUAGAAAAGAAAAUCAACUAAACGGUGCACUCGAGCACGCGGAAGUUACCGAAACGUCGAUGUUUGAUCGCUGUUCUUACGAUACAGCUAUGGAAACCGACGAUGACGGUUGCGAUUAUUCUGUAGCAUCUCGCUAUUUGAAUAACGCUUCCGUAAUUCUAGCGGCGCCAACACAGAGUCGAUUGAAAACAAACGACCAGCAACAACACCGUGAACAACAGGCGGCCCACGGCGACGCGGAUACGCUUCAACGCAGGAACCGGAAGCGGUGCAACGGCGAUCUCAGCCCCACCGCCGAGCUGAAAAAAUUUCGUGAAGAGGCAGUGGUAACUACCAUGCACACUGUGGUACAGGAAAUACAAAGGACUAUGGAUUGGCCAAGGUGUCAUAUGAGUCAAAACUACUGCAUUUGAAUACAAUUGACAAAAAAUGCCUAGAACAAUCCACGAUUGUAAACAAGGGCUGCUGUUGGGCAGCAGGUAACCAUAAUCUAUUAAAUAAUUCAGCUUGUAACCAUUUAUUGUCAAGCAAUGGGUUUAAAUCGAUUGA
Hylaeus volcanicus is the source of this 1394-nucleotide messenger RNA. RefSeq lists its product as uncharacterized. Bases 755 to 1258 code for a protein of 167 amino acids. The transcript has 2 exons. Lineage: Eukaryota; Metazoa; Arthropoda; Insecta; Hymenoptera; Colletidae. The record is from RefSeq and is a predicted model, not a curated record.